Molecule: messenger RNA, 384 nt
Organism: Saccostrea cuccullata (small rock oyster)
Lineage: Eukaryota; Metazoa; Mollusca; Bivalvia; Ostreida; Ostreidae
Exons: 4
Coding region: 49-384 (111 amino acids)
Source: RefSeq, a predicted model, not a curated record
GAGGUCCUUGUAGUCCUGAUUAGACAUCAUCAAAAGUCUUCAGCCUGAAUGAACCAAUACCUAUACACAGGUCCCUAUAGUAACGAGAAGACAUCAUCAAAAGUCUUCAGCCUGGGUCAACCAUUACAUGAACAGGUCCCUAUUGUAACGACAAGACAUUAUCAAAAGCUGACGAAAUCUACAGACUGUUGUGCAGGUUAUAUAUGGAAUGAAAAGAAAUCGAUAUGUCAAGAGUGUUCUCUUGGUUAUGUUGGCUUUGGCUGUGACAAAAAGUGCCCAUAUCCGUCAUUUGGGAAGGGAUGUCAGUUCAUAUGUAAUUGUACCAUAGAAGAAUGCAGCUUCAACUUGGGAUGCAAAAAGAAUGCAGGCAAGUAUUUCAGAUAG